AUCUCACUGACGCUAGUGGCGCUAACCACGCCGCGUUUUUAUUAUUACCAUAUCGCGGUGUGUUGCUGUUUAUCCAUCAUUUUCCAUUGGCGAAGUUUUUUAGUGGGAGAGAGAAGAGAGGACAAAGGGGUAAAAAGAAGAAGAAAAGAAGAGAGUUCCUGUCAACGGUUGUAAACAACACACGAGGGGUGAAGGUAAAAAAAACCGCGUCACGAAAAACAUUUUGCCGACAGGAUUAUAAUUGAACUACGGGCUUCAAAGCUCCGUAACUUUCAAGACGAUUGGUAAACAACGAGGGGACACCGUCGGCCUGGCGCGAACGGACUGCGUUUACACGGCACUGCCGGCAAUGGAUCACCGAGUCGGCGCGAUGCAUCUCGAGCAAAGAAUUAACGGCGAUAGCCGGACAGGUAUGGAGCAUCAUCAUCACCAUCAUCAUCAUCACCAUUCGCAUCAUAUGGAACACCGAAAUUCUCAAAACGUCAACGGUGUCAGGGACAAUCAUUUCCCUCAUAGAACCGCCGUUCUCUCGCCAGCAAGGGAACGUUUCCCGUCGUCGAGCAGCACUGACGACGAUCAAAGCGGUUCAGACGUUGAGCACGACUCAAACACGAUACGCGGCAAAGCUCAUUCCGGCAUUCUGCACCAUGGUGGCACCCAUUCGGUCCGUAAACGUCGUGGUAAUCUGCCAAAACACUCCGUCAAGAUACUCAAAAGAUGGCUCUACGAGCAUAGGUACAAUGCUUAUCCCAGCGACAGCGAGAAACUCACUCUUAGCCAAGAAGCCAACCUCACGGUAUUGCAGGUUUGCAACUGGUUCAUAAACGCCAGACGUAGAAUUUUACCGGAGAUGAUAAGAAGAGAGGGACACGAUCCGCUUCAGUACACGAUAUCCCGUCGAGGAAAGAAGAUGCCCGGUGGUAGUCAUCAACAAGCGUCCGACAUGAGCCCAAGACCGAAUCAGGAUUGGGAUCCUUUAGCUGGUAUGAGUGCACCGAAACGUAGCAGGGAUCACGAUUAUGAAGACGCUGCUAGCAUCAUGUACCGAAGCGAGGAAGACAGUCCCAACGAUUAUGAGAGUAGUUCCCACAGCGAGGAAGAACGUCCGUCUGCCCAAUGGCCAAGCGUGAUUGUAUAUCCGUUUGCGGAAACCAAAGUCGAGCAGACUAAUCAAUUGAGUUACGGAGAUGCGCUUGCACAUCCGGCGCGUCGAGGGGACGAAGACGAGUCGACGGUGAGCGAGGCAGCGUACUGGAGUGCACCGAGGCAACAUUUGACUACAACACCGGAUGUGCAGAACGAGACGGAGGUUUACAGUACGCACAACAAUCACAGUCCUCAUAACGAGGAAACACCACCGCCAACACCACCGGAGGAAGACAAGGACAAAUUCAAGUGCCUUUAUCUUUUGGUCGAGGCGGCGGUUGCAGUUAGACAACAGGAGAAAGAGCGCGAGGCAACGGUGCCGGUUUAACGUUGUGCAACAUGUGUUUUUUUUCUUCCCUUCGAGCACAAUCCUACGGAAAAGGAACGAAACAACAAACUUGAAAAACCGGUAAAGUCGUGAGCUUUUGGACAAAUAAGGUAUAAACGUGAGAGCUUCGACCAGUGAUCGGAACGGAAAGCAUAGGAAAGGAAAAAAACAAUCUCAUCCUGCACCGGUAUUUCGCGUUACUUAUAUUCUAAUUUUGUUUUUCCUCCAAUUUUUUUUUCCACUCGUUCCAUAUUAUCUUUUUCUCACUGUUGUGUCGCUCACAAAUCCAGACAGUCGUGCGUGAUUUAUCGAGUCGAACGGACGAAAAAUGAAAAGGACUGAUGCUUACGCGCACUCUCCGAGAGGAAAAUAUACAAAUUGUUUUUUUUUUCUGUUUGCGAUUCUGCUUUGAAAAUCUCGUCUCGAGCGGCAGUGAAAAUCAUAAACGUUACGUGAUUCGCGACCGCUCUUCAAGUACGUAAUCAAUCCAUACUAGUGUCAGUGACUUUGUCCGCAAAACAAUUUUUCCAUAACGUACGAAACAGAGAGAGAGAGAGAGAGAGAGAGAGAGAGAGAGAGAGAGAGAGAGAGAGAGAGAGAGAGAGAGAGAGAACGAAAGAAAAACCUUCAUUCGAUUGAAUCAAAGUGCUCAAUAAGAAUUAAUUGCGAGUGUUUCCUUGCGUUCAGAAUUCUUUCCUCAGUUUCAUUAAUAUUCUUUGUCUCCUUCAGUAGUUGCAAAAUACUAUAUCGUCGACGCAAACUUCGUAACAGUUUGAAAAACUCACACACAAUAACAUUCUGCCUCUAAUGUUGGCAAAAUCAUAAAUUUGGAAGAGAAACAAACGGAAAUUAUUGCGAAUCUUAAAUUAUCCGGAGUAGUGAGAAAAUCCCCCGAAAAGUUGUCACAUUACUUAUUCUCCAUUGCGUUAUUAUUCUGUUUACUUCUUUUGUUUAGUUUUUUCGUUCAGCGUUAAAUUCUAGGCUUUCUGGAAAAUUGGUAUCAUCCAAGUGAUUUAAAUUACUAAAAUUAUUCUUCAUAUCAUCGUGGCGUCGGUGAAAUAUUCGAGUUGAUAUUUUUAAUUAAAAAUGAUAAACUAACAUGUUAACGAUUGUUCGAGUUGAUUUAUUUUCCUUUUGUUUUAUUCUAUUUUAUUAUUUUUUUUUUUACUCCCGUACAAUCACGAUGCAAAACUGAUAUUUUCCAUCUCGAGUAUUUUUUCUAUCGUUUCAAUUUACCUACGAGUUUUUCUUUUUCGUUGAUUUUCUGAAUCCUCUACCAAACCAAAAUACACGACGAUGGUCGAAUUAUUACUUUUCUGUCGUCUCCCUUUUCAUUUUCGUUUCUUUUUUUACCUUCCAACGUAACACGAAUAAGACGACUCUCUUAAUCAGCGAUUUGUUUUUUUUUUAGAUGUAUGCGAAUUUCUAAAUCGAUCGGAAAACGCAAUAUUUUCAUUUUCAUUUAUAAUUCAAGCAAAUCAACGGAAUUGCUUACUCGACUGUGAGGCAUUUAUAUUUGUCGUGGCACAAUGAUAUUUUUUUAUCAUUUCUGACGGGAUGGCUGAACCAAAAUGAUUGCCUUAGGAUCAAGAAAGAAAACAAAACGAGAAUAUUUUGUCAAAAACUCGCCAACAUAUCGUAGGAUCGAUUUAGAACUUCGUCAAGCAAAAUAUCGAUGAUCAUCGAAUUACUUGGGUUUUGCGAUGAACUUUUUUUUACAAAACAAAAGAAAAAACGCGUUAUCGAGGGUACUGAGAGAAUAAACGUCACGAAACUGUUGUCUGUUACGCGGAAACAAAAUGAAUAUAUAUAUAUAUAUAUAAAUAUAUAUACACGUCUGUAUAUCGUGGAAUGAUUGGUACAAACGCCAAAGACUUAAUUAACUAUUAAUAAUUAAUAAUAACAACAACAAAAAACGAGCAGAUAUCCCGAUCGAGCGUUUUUGCGUAGUGUGCUAGACGAAGCGCGAAAUUAUGAGCAUCUGAAUAAAUGUGCGUAUGAAAAGUUGUAUGCGAGCGAUAAAAUGAAAAAGAAGAAAAAAAAACAUACGAGAAUUCAGGACGAAUGAUCGAUUCGUAACGUUUCUCUUCUGCGUAAAGACCAUUGAAUCCAUACGAAGAAAUCUUCUUUCGUAAAAACAAACACGCGGGGAACUCUUUGCAAAAAUAAGCAAUGAAAAAUGACGAAAGACAAAGUUAUCGAGUGUACAAAAAUGACUCUUGAAAUUUAUUUUACUAUAAUGAGAAAAAAAUACAAAUUAAUGACCGUGGUCUUAGAAAUUAGUUUGACUACUUAGUGUAAGUCGUUAGUUUUUAAUUACAGCAGUGAGAGAAUUAAACUGGGCAGUACGAAGCUGAGUAAUUUUUUUUCUGACAAAAGAUCUCGUUAAUUUGGUUUUAGAGAGUGGUGGAAUUAAAGACUCGUACUGCCGGUCCAAGAUUUACUUAAAAGCCCGUGAGAGAAUGAUUAAACACCCCUUAAUAAUCAGCAAACCCGAGGAAAAAGCCAUUGAAUGAGAUAGUAGCAAAAAAACAAACGAUUUAUUCGCGUAGAAUUUCGUUCUCCGUUGAUUUUUUCUUUUUCUUUUAACAAGAGUGACAAAUAUAUAUAAAUCUAUAUAUUUUUUUUUCGUUCGUAAGAUUUGAUGCGAAUCGUUGCUGGUUAAAUGUUAGGCUGUUGUUUAUUGGUGAAGAAUAUAAAUUUUUGAAAUAAAUACUGUUAACUAUUGGUAGUCGUAGAAUGGGCGAAAACCACAUACAUUUUUCAGUUUCUCGGUAUGAAAGUGAAAAAGGACAGAAAACCGUCUUCAACGUUAGAGAUUCUGGAAGGGGAAUAGCCACAAAAUUUCCUGAUUUUUGUGCUAAAAUUCAUUCGCGUGCUUCACUACCCUAAAGUUAUAAAAUUUGUUCAUUUUAUUCGUCGCCUUAAAAUUGUAUUUAAAAAAAAAACGAAUAAGAAAUACAUUGAUACAAAAAACGUGGUAAAUUUUUAAAAGUUCUUUCAUUUUGAUAAUAUAAGAUGUUAAGCCUCUUCGAAUUUGUCAUCUUCACAAAAUUACCUCUCUAGUUAUUCAUAUUUUUGUAAAUUCCAUUAGUAUUUCUUUUCUAAGUUCAUUAUUUUUGUGUACAAUCCGUACUGCUGUUCGAUAUAAUAAUUAUAGUAUCGAUUGAAAUGUCUUCAAAAUUGCUACGUGCAAAUUUUUUCGCUCCGCAUAAAAAUUCGUUUUAGCAUAAAAAUCAAACGUAUGUAGGAGUAAAAACUUUUUCAUACACCUCGAUAAAUGAAAAAAAAUGAGGGUGGCUCGGUACUUGAAUGAGGCGAAAGAAGUCGAUUCAAAAUUUCUACAGAAAAUCACCAAUACUCGUGUUCAAAUGCAACAAAAUGUCUUGAAUAAUAGCAGUUUUACUGAAAAAAAAUUAGUGCUUACAAAAUUUCUUUGGAAAAAUUUUUUGAUUGGGCCACCCUGCCAUAGUUCUUAAAAAUUUAGGUGAAAAAAAAACAAAAAAUUGAAUGAGCAAAAGUAAUAAAGUAUGAAGAGAUUGUGCGCAAAAACUUGUUGUUUUUCAACGCACAUUUCGAAACGAACCAGUGUUCAUUGCCGAAUAGCGUCCAAAGUGUCUUAAAAACGAAAAAAAAAAAGAAAAAAAAUAAUCAAGUCUCCUCGAAGCUGCCCCACUGUGAGUUUUGCCCGUCUCGUCAAACGUGCAAGAAAUAAAAACAGCCUCUCUUUUUGUAUAUCAUCUCAAAACAGAAAAAAACCCCAUUGAAACGGCCUCGCGUUCAACAAAUCUCUCGAGGUCAUUUUCCUUCCUUUCAAAUGCCAACAAAAAUCAUUUCAAGUACAUACAAAAGCACGGUGAUGUAUAUUGAAAAAAAAGCAACACAAACUAAAACUAGCUACAAGAGAGCGAGAAUAAGCGGCGAGAAGUUUAUAGUGAAAAGGGCAAUCCGCGUUUAGAGUUCCUAUGCCUCAAACCCAAUUUAAAAGGAAUGAAUAAUAGUAGUAACAAGAAAUAACAAAUAAACUGAUAAACAAUGUAAAUUCUCCAUGUACAGAGACGAACCGUAAAAACUGGGUUUCAAUACUGAAUUAACGUAUAACCAUUUAUUGUAGUGAAUACAUAAAACAUAUUAACAUAAUUAUUAUUAUCACAAUUUUUAUUAACAAUAUUAUUGUCAUUAUUAAUAUUAGAUAUCUAAAAAAAAAAAAAAAAAUACGUCGUUUCUCAUUUAUAUUAAUAGUGAGUGAGGUUUUUUGUCUUGCUAGGAACAUAGCGCUUAGAAUACGUAAAUAGGUGCGUUUGAGCGAACACAAGGGUGCCUUGUUUCGGGAGGUCUCUUUUUUCACGAAGUUGACCUCUUUACAGUAACGUAUAUUUUGUAAAUCACGACUCCAAUCAUGCAGAUUAUCCCCAGAUGAAUAAUAAAAUUCUCUGCGACAAGCGAUUGCAAUUUUGAGAAAGAAAAAUCUGUUUUUCUGACUAGGCAAAGCGAUCAAAAAUAGUUUGACAUUUGCGACGUCGAGGAGAUUUUCAUCGAGGGAUAAUUUGUCGAAAUUGCGUAGCAGAAAAAAGCCUACGUUUUAAGUAUUUUGUAAGCUAUAAAAUGCGCAAUGAAAGAAGAAAAAAAUUGACACUGUAUCAACGAUGCUCUUCCCAAUUUAUAUAAAAAUCAACGAAAAGAUAAAAAAAAAAAGCAAAUGAAAAACAGACUCAAGAAGUUAAGAAUUUAUCAAUGCAAAAAACUGUUUUUAUACGAAAUUCUCUGUUUUUUCUUUUUUUUUAUAUAUAUAUAUAUCUACUGCAUAUGAAAAUGAAAAAAAAAAAAAAGUUUCUUCAUGUCCGUGCAUCGAGGCGAACAAAUGAUUGAAAUGAAAAUUCGUAUUCGUACGUUUGAGUGAUACUCGUUGUUAAUUGUUAAUGAUCGAAGGGGAAGGCAUGUCCUGGCGUUGUGCCGUUAGCGUAAGUGCGUCUAGACUGUUUUAUAUCGAUGCUUCCAAACACACAAAAGAAAAGAUAAACUGACGAGAGCUUAAAAUAAAAACAUAAACGUGAAUACAAUUAAUUGAUGUAGGCUUAGAAAAGAAGAAAUAAAAUUGACACGAGACGACUCUCAGCAUUUUUUUCACUCAAAAACCGCUCACGAAGCAUAGAAUAAAUAACAAUAAAUAUUUGAUUCCAGUUAUUGACACGGAGACACCCUCGCAGUGAGAAAUAUAGUAAUCAUUUUGUUUAUUUGAAAAAUAAUAUCACGUUUGCGAAAAACUCGGGAGGGAGAGAGCGAGACACGCAUAUUCAUGAUGAAUAUUUAUUAUCUAGUUUACACAUAGAUAAUGUUGAAAAAAAAUUAAAAUAAACCGAAAAGGUCCAGUGGACUAAGGACGCAACUGCGCUUGCACGCACGCUCAACUAUCGAUAAUUAAUAAAUUAAUUAGUAAAACAAAUGGACAAAACAAAGGAAACGAAAAAUCGAAUAUAGUCUGUGAAGAAUACAAGGAACAGUGGUAGAAUGAGAUUUUUCUUUUCUAUUUUCCGUUUAAUUCUCGAUCACACUAUCCUUUCUUCAUUUCGUUUUUUGCAUUACCGAAUAUUAAACAAUGAAAAGAUUACGAACAGUUGAAGAGAAGAAUGACGUAUGUUAAUAUAUCGUUUUAAGGAUGUUUUAUUUCUAAGUUCAAUUCUUCGUAUAUGUGUAUGUACAGGGUGCCAUAAAGAAAAAAAAAUGACAUACUGUCGUAAAUGGUUUAUUAUCAUUACACCAUCAAUCGAGAAACUAAUGCCGCAGUCCAAUUUUCGUUCGUCGGUUUUUUUCCUUUCUCUCUUUAUUUUUCUUUCGUUUUUAUUAUUCUCUUGCUCCGUUUUCUUUUUUCAAUUUGUACACAACUUGUUGUAGGUAAUGUUUUUGCUAUUAUCGGAGACUGGACGACGACGACGAUGAGAAACGAUGAUGCCAUCGAAAGCUUUUCAAUUUUUCCUCCUUAUUUUCCACCGUCGAGCUGCGAAUGUGCCAAUUUAAUUUAGGGACUGUAGGGACGAGGUGAAACAUUUCUCACGUGUCCAACGUUUGGAACGUUUGUUUAUCGAGUUUAUAGUAAUUUAGACGAAAGUGUGCGUGGGCGUGUGUAUGUGUGCGAGAGAGAAAAUCAUGCGAUGGUUGUGUUCAUUUUUUUGUAAGCGCAACGCCACUUUUUUUAUUACAACAAAAAUUCCUUGACCAGAGCUCGAGAUCGUGAGUUUGAGAAGAUUAAAAAAUAAACUAAUUAGAGUAUGAGAAUCGAAGGAAAAGCGAAAAGGAAAAGUGGAUUGCGAGAUUGAAAUUUAAUGAUCGUCGAGCAGGUGAUAAUUAACAUUAUGAAAAAAUAUUCAUUGACUCUCGUACGUCGUGUCUUUUGAUGAGAAUUUAACAACUAUUUUGUAAUUACGUCGUCGUCACGAGUCACGAUUCAGCAUAUGGUCAUUUACGUAAUUUUAGAAUAAAAUGUUAUUGUAUUGAACUAUUAUUCGAUUCGCAGACCUACAAUAAAGCAUGUUGUGAAUUUGAAAAAAUCA
Molecule: messenger RNA, 8022 nt
Organism: Venturia canescens
Lineage: Eukaryota; Metazoa; Arthropoda; Insecta; Hymenoptera; Ichneumonidae
Product: homeobox protein TGIF2-like
Exons: 7
Coding region: 350-1474 (374 amino acids)
Biological process (GO): regulation of transcription by RNA polymerase II
Molecular function (GO): RNA polymerase II cis-regulatory region sequence-specific DNA binding
Source: RefSeq, a predicted model, not a curated record